This is a messenger RNA of Rosa chinensis, 1750 nucleotides long. Its product is annotated as mogroside IE synthase. The transcript is spliced from 2 exons. Bases 85 to 1617 code for a protein of 510 amino acids. Gene Ontology annotation, molecular function: UDP-glycosyltransferase activity. The record is from RefSeq and is a predicted model, not a curated record. NCBI's taxonomy places the organism in Eukaryota, Viridiplantae, Streptophyta, Magnoliopsida, Rosales, Rosaceae.
AUCCUAUCAUUUCGAGCUAGCUAGAUAGCUACUUGCCUUCAUUUGUGAUCCACUAAUUCUUUUCUUGUUAAUUCACUUAAUUGGAUGGAAAUGGAGAAGAAACAAAUGGAAAUGACAAUGGGAAACGGCAAUGGUGCAGCGGCUGAAGCUCAACCGCAACCGCAACCUCAACCUCAAAGUCACGUCCUGGUAUUCCCCUUUCCUGUUCAGGGUCACAUGAACCCAAUGGUCCAAUUCGCCAAGCGCCUCGUCUCCAAGGGUCUCAAGGUCACAGUAGUCACUACCAUCUCUGCUAUGCACCGGUUCCAAGCAGCACCCGAACGACUAAACUCUUUCGGAUUCGACCUCGAACUAAUUUCCGACGGCUCCGAAUUUGUUCAUACACCCGAAUCCAUUGACGAAUCCACUGAGCGUUUCACAAGGGUGACAACACAGACUUUAGCCGACCUCAUCACCAGGAUCAAGAACAAGAGCAAGAGCAAGAAAAAGAAUGGUACCAGUACUCCUCAUAGCGAUGAUCAUGAUGAUGAUGCCAGCAGCAGCUACCCGGAACUGAAAUUCUUGGUGUACCACUCCGGUAUGCCGUGGGCUUUAGAUAUAGCGCGACAGCACGGCAUAGAUGGAGCUCCAUUCUUCACAAACUCAUCUUCAGUCGUAGCCAUCUACGAACACUUCCUUCAAGGAGCACUAAAGAUUCCCUCAGAAAAUGAUCGGUCCACUACAACAUUAUCACUGCCUUCUAUGCCACCUCUAGGUUUCGCUGAUCUACCCUCAUUUCUUUGUGAUGUUGACUCCUACCCAGCUUAUCUUGAACUUACUCUCAGUCAAUACUCCAAUAUCGGAACACUAAAAUGGCUCUUCAUUUGCACUUUUGAAAAGUUGGAAGAGGAGGUAGUGAAAUGGAUGAUAAAUCAAGAGUGGCCGGUCAGGACCAUAGGACCAACGGUUCCAUCUAUGUUUUUGGACAAACGGUUGGAGGAUGACAAGGAAUAUAGCCUCAGUAUGUUCAAACCUAAUGUGGAGACUUAUAUGGAGUGGCUAGACUCUAGAGAAUCUAGCUCCGUCGUUUAUGCAUCAUUUGGAAGCUUGGCCAAUCUCAAAAAGGAGCAGAUAGAGGAGCUAGCAUGGGGACUGAGGGAUAUGAACUACAACUUCAUGUGGGCAGUUAGAGAAUCAGAAAUGGAAAAACUUCCUGGUAAUUUCUUAGAGGAGACAUCAGAGAAGGGUUUGGUUGUGAACUGGUGCCCUCAGCUACAAGUUUUGGCUCACAAAGCUGUGCGAUGCUUUGUUACUCAUUGCGGAUGGAAUUCCGUUCUCGAAGCAUUGAGCUUUGGAGUACCGAUGGUGACAAUGCCACAUUGGGCUGAUCAAGCAACUAAUGCCAAAUUUGUUGAGGAUGUAUGGAAAGCAGGAGUCAGAGUGAAGAAGAAUGAGAAGGGUAUUGCUACAAAACAAGAAAUAGCAAAGUGUAUUAAGCAAGUUAUGGAAGAGGAGAAAGGGAUGAAGAUGAGAAAAGCUUCAUUAAGGUGGAAAGAACUAGCUAAAGAGGCAGUCGAUGAAGGGGGUAGUUCUGAUAAGAACAUUGAAGAAUUUGUUGCAGAAGUUAAGUUAAUUUGAUUCACUUUGUAAUUUUUCUUUUAUCAAAUAAGGAAUUAGGUGAUAUUAGCUCAUCAAAGGUAAACUUGUCUCACCUUAAAUUCCAAAAGUGAGGAUGCAAUAUAUGUAUAUAUAUGCAACUAUCUAUAUUGAA